CCCCGAGCAGCCAGAGCGCACGGUUACAAUGAGCUUCUCCAUCGGUCCGACUGAGAGCCAGCGUCAGUACCGACCACCGAGCAGCACACACACCGCCACAGACCCUGACCGACACCAGCUCCGCCCGCCCGCAGCAGGAUGCCCGGGGGAAAGAGAGGGCUUGUGGCACCGCAGAACACUUUUCUGGAGAACAUCGUCCGGCGUUCAAGUGAGACCAGCUUCCUCCUGGGAAACGCCCAGAUCGUGGAGUGGCCUGUAGUUUACAGCAAUGACGGAUUCUGCAAACUGUCUGGCUUCCACAGGGCUGAGGUUAUGCAGAAGAGCAGCACAUGCAGUUUUAUGUACGGAGAGCUGACGGACAAGAAGACCAUCGACAAAGUCAGACAGACCUUCGACAACUAUGAGUCCAACUGCUUCGAAAUCCUGCUGUACAGAAAGAACAGAAGUCCAGUGUGGUUCUACAUGCAAGUUGCUCCCAUCAGGAACGAGAACGACAAGGUGGUUCUGUUCCUCUGCACUUUUAAGGACAUCACUCUCUUCAAACAGCCAAUUGAAGACGAAACCACUAAAGGAUGGACCAAGUUUGCGCGGCUGACACGAGCGCUCACCAACAACCGCAACACGCUGCCGAAGCUGGCGCCCAUCGACAAACAUGAAGUCAGCCAUAAACAGUCCAGACUGGCAGAGGUUCUGCAGCUGAACUCCGACAUCCUCCCUCAGUACAAGCAGGAGGCCCCCAAGACCCCUCCCCACAUCAUCCUCCACUACUGCACCUUCAAGACCACCUGGGACUGGGUCAUCCUCAUCCUCACCUUCUACACGGCCAUCAUGGUGCCCUACAACGUCUCCUUCAAGACCAAGCAGAACAACAUCGUGUGGCUGGUGCUGGACAGCGUGGUGGACGUCAUCUUCCUGGUGGACAUCGUCCUCAACUUCCACACCACUUUCGUGGGGCCCGGCGGAGAGGUCAUCUCUGACCCUAAGCUCAUCCGUAUGAACUACUUGAAGACCUGGUUUGUCAUUGACCUGCUGUCCUGCCUGCCCUAUGACAUCAUCAACGCCUUUGAGAACGUGGACGAGGGCAUCAGCAGUCUGUUCAGCUCUCUGAAGGUGGUCCGCCUGCUGCGUCUGGGCCGGGUGGCCAGGAAACUGGACCACUACCUAGAGUACGGUGCUGCUGUUCUGGUCCUGCUGGUCUGCGUGUUUGGACUGGUGGCUCACUGGCUCGCCUGCAUCUGGUACAGUAUCGGAGACUACGAGGUUAUCGAUGAGGCCACCAACACCAUCAAGAUGGACAGCUGGCUCUACCAGCUGGCUAUCAGCAUUGGAUCACCUUACCGCUACAACGCCAGUGGCUCUGGCCAAUGGGAGGGCGGCCCUGGCAAGGAUUCUCUGUACAUCACCUCUCUGUAUUUUACUAUGACCAGCCUGACGACCAUCGGAUUCGGCAACAUCGCCCCCUCCACGGACGGGGAGAAGAUCUUCUCUGUGGCCAUGAUGAUGGUGGGAUCUCUGCUCUACGCCACCAUCUUUGGAAAUGUGACCACCAUCUUCCAGCAGAUGUACGCCAACACCAAUCGCUACCACGAGAUGCUCAACAACGUCAGGGACUUCCUGAAGCUUUACCAGGUUCCGAAGGGGCUGAGCGAGCGGGUGAUGGACUACAUCGUCUCCACCUGGUCCAUGUCCAAAGGCAUCGACACCGAGAAGGUCUUAUCCAUCUGUCCCAAGGACAUGCGGGCCGACAUCUGUGUCCACCUCAACAGGAAGGUUUUCAACGAACAUCCUGCGUUCCGGUUAGCCAGUGACGGCUGCCUGCGCUCGCUGGCAGUGGAGUUUCAAACCACCCACUGCGCCCCCGGAGACCUGAUCUUCCACGCCGGAGAGAGCGUCGACACCCUGUGCUUCGUUGUGUCGGGGUCACUGGAGGUCAUCCAGGACGACGAGGUCAUCGCCAUCUUAGGUAUGUGCUCAUGUCAUUUAUUGGAAGGUGAGGCAGACGUGCCCUUCCACAGCCGCAGAGCCAAAGCCAUCUUGGCUCUUAAGCUCAUGAAGACCUGA
This is a messenger RNA of Epinephelus moara (kelp grouper), 2061 nucleotides long. Its product is annotated as potassium voltage-gated channel subfamily H member 5. The record is from RefSeq and is a predicted model, not a curated record. Gene Ontology annotation, cellular component: membrane. Bases 139 to 2061 code for a protein of 640 amino acids. Gene Ontology annotation, biological process: regulation of membrane potential; potassium ion transmembrane transport. NCBI's taxonomy places the organism in Eukaryota, Metazoa, Chordata, Actinopteri, Perciformes, Serranidae. Gene Ontology annotation, molecular function: voltage-gated potassium channel activity. The transcript has 13 exons.